Molecule: messenger RNA, 7982 nt
Organism: Sus scrofa (pig)
Lineage: Eukaryota; Metazoa; Chordata; Mammalia; Artiodactyla; Suidae
Source: RefSeq, a predicted model, not a curated record
CGUACCUUCUGCGCGUGCGUCGGCUCGAGUGAAAGGUGGAUGAAUUUUGAGCCAAUGAGGCCGCCGUUGAGGGGUUGGCGACGCAGCCGCGUUCGAGUGGAUACAGUUCACGUGCGGGCAGCUCGAGCCUCCUCUCGGAGCUACUAUGGUCAGCCAGGGACUUUGAACCUCAAUAACGAGGUUGUGAAGAUGAGAAAAGAAGUGAAGAGAAUCCGAGUUUUGGUUAUUCGAAAACUUGUGAGGAGUGUUGGCAGAUUGAAGUCAAAAAAGGGCACCGAAGAUGCACUGUUAAAAAACCAAAGACGAGCACAACGGCUGCUCGAAGAAAUCCAUGCCAUGAAGGAGUUGAAACCUGAUAUAGUAACUAAAUCUGCCCUUGGUGAUGAUAUCAACUUUGAAAAAAUCUGCAAAAAGCCUGAUUCUACCGCAACUGAAAGAGCAAUUGCCAGACUAGCAGUUCAUCCUCUUCUGAAGAAAAAAAUUGAUGUGCUAAAAGCUGCUGUCAAAGCCUUUAAAGAUGCAAGACAAAAUGUUGUUGAAGUUAAGUCAUCAAAGAAUGCUUCAGAAGAAAAUCAUUCCAAGGACACUUUGUGUUCAAAUGAUGAUGCCAGUAAGUUACAGCAUGAAGGAACUAUUAUUAGUGAGCGAGAAGAGAAAGAAGCCAAAAUAUUGGCAAAGAAACCAAUAAAUAAUUCAAAAGAAAAAAUAGCCAAGAUGGAACAUGGAUCCAGAGCAGUGGACAUUCCAAAUUCUCUGUCAAAGCCUUCUGAGAAGGUUUCUACAGUUCCCUCUGAACCCCAGAAGACAUCUGCUGACCCCAAAGUGAAAACAUUAAGUCAAACCAAAAAGAAGAAAGAGUCCGGUAGCUCACCUGGUAGUAACAGUGAUGGAGAAGAAUUACAUGAAGAAGAGAAGGAGUAUUUUGAUGAUAGCACAGAAGAAAGGUUUUACAAGCAGUCUUCCAUGUCUGAGGAUAGUGAUAGUGGUGACGACUUCUUCAUUGGGAAGGUCAAACGGACACGAAAGAAGGAAAGCCAUUGUCAUUUUUCAGUCAAGGAACAAAACCAUCGCAAAAAAUUGAAACCUGAUGAAGAUGUGCUUGAAACCCAUCAGGAUAUAAGAAAUAAUAAAAGCAAGCCACAUACAGAAGCAAGGAAGUUUGAAUCAGUGUUUUUCCAUUCUUUAUCUGAAUCUAAAAGCUCUGAAAGAAGUUACAGAGAACAAGUUCCAAAAAGCAAAACCUCAGGUUCUCAGCAAAUUGAACCACAGAUCAAGAAUCAGCUUAAUAAGAGUGCACAAAGAGGAUUUGAAAAUACAAAACAGAAAUCACAGCUGCCUCUUCAUCCUUCAUGGGAAGCAAGCCGGAGGCGAAAAGAACAGCAAUCCAAAAUUGCUGUGUUUCAGGGGAAAAAAAUUACCUUUGAUGAUUGAUUAGUACUAUUUUUUUAUGAACUUUUCUAUCUGAAAAUUGUUUUUCCUUUUUCUUUUUUAACCAGCUCUUUAUUUAAAUUUGUAUGUGAAUAGAUCUCUUUGAAUGGGUUAUAGAGAUAAGUUUGUCUUUUUCUUUUAAGGUGUUCAAGUUAAGUUUAAGUUACACAAAUCAGUGCAUACUUAAAUUAAUUUUAAGUAUAUCCAGACAGUUCCCUCUAUAAAAGAAUUUUGAGCUUAUAGCUAUCUCAGAUUUUCUCAUUUGUGCUUAUCAUUAAGUAUGUUUCACUGGUUUAGCUCUGUUUUUUAUAUUUUGAAAAUAAAUGUUGAGAUAUAUUUAAAAUAAUUGAAAAUAUGAGGAAAUUGUAGCUAUUUAAAAUAGAUCACUUUUGCUGAAAGUUAUUCUCAUUAGCAAAACGUAAUAACUUUUAUUAUAGAUACACAUAAUAAUUUGUGUAUUAAUUUUUAUUAAUAGUUUUAAUAAUUUGUGAUUUUUAAUUUUUUUUUUUUUUUUUGGCUACACCCAUGGCAUGUGGAAGUUCCCAGGCCAAGAACUGAACCCACACCACAGCAGCGACCCAUAACACUGCAGUUGACAACACCAGAUCCUUAACCCCCUGCACCACAAGAGAACUCCCAAUUUUUAAAUUUUUGAUGGUUUCCCAGGAAAGUUUCUGAAUUGUGUUUCUACUUACUUGGGCAACGUUAACAUUUAAAUGUACCAACAUAACCAAAAAUUGGUUUUGUAUUUUAUUGCAUAUAAAUAUUUCUACCAAAUCAAGAAUUAGUAACAUCUAGUUACUUGGCCAUGUGUUCUUAUAGAAACAUUUUUUGAGGAAUCAUAGAUUGGAACUUAUAAGAAUAAAUUCUGAAGGAGAUUUGCUUGAAGGAGUAUGUGCACUGAUAGCUAAGCAGAGGUUAUGAUAAUUCACUGAAGGAGGCACUUUUAGCACUUAUAUUUAAAAGGAAACAGAGGCGUUCCCGUCGUGGCACAGUGAUUAACAAAUCCAACUAGGAACCAUGAGGUUGCGGGUUCGAUCCCUGGCCUCACCCAGUGGGUUAAGGAUCCAGCGUUACCAUGAGCUGUGGUGUAGGUUGCAGAUGUGGCUCGGAUCCCGUGUUGCUGUGGCUGUGGCGUGGGCCGGCUGCGAUUGGACCCCUAGCCUGGGAACUUCCAUAUGCCACAGGAGCAGCCCAAGAAAUGGCAAAAAAAAAAAAGACAAAAUUAAAAAAAAAAUAAAAGGAAACAAAAUUUUACAAAUCCCCUCAAAUGUUUCACUUUUUUGCUACUCUGGGAGACAUUAAAAGUUCUUGGUUGACUAAAUAACACUAACUAGUGCUUUUGUGCUCUUAAUGGAAGAAAAAGCCUUAUGGUUAGCAGGAAUCAAGAAGCUCUGAAAAGUCAUUUUUAUCUUUUUCAGGAGCUUAAGAACUUGGAUAACUAGGGCAGUAGAAUUCAAGAGAAUAUGCAGAAAGAAAAUUGUAUUUGUUGUGUUGGAUGCUGUUUAUUUUUAUUAAUUUUUUUAUCGUUAUUUCCCCAAUACAGUUUUUUUUCUACUGUACAGCAUCGUGACCCAGUUACAUUUUUUUUUCUCCUUUUUUCUUUUAAAUUGUUAUGUAAUUCCGGUUUGUCACAUUGAAAUUAAUUUCAAAUGAAAUUUUAAUCAUGAAAAUUAUUAGAGGAAAAGUUUAAAAAUAAUGUCUCUGUCCCUACUCCCAUAGCCAGUCUGCAAAGUUGAGAGCUUUGUCCUCCAGACUACCAGGUCUGCUCAAGACUUCUAACCCCAACUUCAAGCAGUUAGGUUCAACUACAGAGUUUAAUGAAAGAGCCCACACAAGACCACUGUCACUUCUGACACCAACUGCAGGUUUGGAGGUUAUGGGGGAGGGUUCCCGAAAUACCCUCAAGUUCAGAAAUUCACUCGAAAACCUCCAGAACUCACUGAAAUGUGUUAUAUUUCCAGUUAUAGUUUAUUACAAGGAAAUGAUACAAAUUGUGAUGGACCUAAGGGAGAUGCGUAGGGCAAAGUCUGUGAGGGUUCAGAAUGCAAAGUUUUUAUUGUCGUCAGGUUGCGUUACCAUCCUGGCAUCCAUCUGCAAGGAGUGUUGCCAGUCCGAGAAGCUCACUCGAGCUUUGGCUUCCAGAAUUUUUAUUGUAACUUCAUUAUGUAGGCAAGAUGAUUUGAUUGCCCACAUUAUUGUUGCAGUUGGACUGAUAAUAUAUAACCCAAAGCCCCCAUCCUAAAUCACAUGGUAGGUCUUUUUUAGUGAGCCCAGUUUGCUGCCCUAAGCAGACACUCCUACCAGUUAUGACAUAGAGUACCUCCAUGAAAGUGACGGUAAAAGCAAUUUCUCUCUUUAAGCAAGGCCGAAUUCUUUACUACACAAUAUCCUUCAACAAGAUCCCCCCAAUAUUAACAUUUUACUGCAUUUACUUUAUCCCUGACUCUCAUGUUCCCCUCUCCUCUACACCUUCUGUUCCUUUCCCCCCCCUUUCUCUUCUUCCUUUUUUUUCUCCUUCCUUCCUUUGUCUCUCUCCUCACUCUCUUCCCCUCAUCCUUUUCCUUUUCUCCUCCCCCUUUAUAUUUUUGUCUUUAAAAACAAGCUAAUUCUUUAGUCUUUUGUAUUACCAUAAUCCAGUUAUCAGACAUUCAGAUUUUGCUACUUGCCCCUGUGUCUUUCUACAGCAACAGAAAAUACAGCAUCAUGCCUUAACAUAUAAUUGUCACCAUACAUUCUCUUUGAUUGGAAACAAUACUUCAGUCUGUCUUCGGAUUUUUCAAAAGUGUAGAUCACUUUAUUUUACAUUGUACCUUUAUUUGGGUUUGUCUAAUGUUCAAACUAUUGAAUAAACUCAAGUUAUGCACUUUUAGCAGGAAUAUUACAGAAGGAAUGUUGUAUUUGCCAUAGUACCUCAUAUCAGGAGUUCUGUGAUGGUGUGGUAUGACUACCCAUUACUGGUAGUGUUGACUUUGCUUACUUAUUUCAAGUGGUAUCUAUAAGGUUUCUCCACUGCAAAGUUGCUUGUUUUCUUUGUAAUCAAUAAUUAUCUUGCAGAUAUUUUGAGACUAUGUAUAUUUCUUUCCUGAAACUUUCAUGCACUAGUUUAAUAUUCAUCCAUAAUUCUUACCUGAAACAAUUAUUGCUAUAAUAGUUGUAAAUGGUGAUUUUUUUUUUCUAAAUUUCAUCUUCUUUCUACAUUUAUUAGAUGGCUUUUUGAAGUAAAGAAGAGUUUUCCAUUCCCCCCUAUUUAUUGAGUUUUUAAAUGCGUUUCAUGGAUACCUCUUUUAUUCUACUUUUCUAUUUUUAUUGGGUAUUUUUUAUUACCUCAUUUUAUCUAUUAUUUGCUUAUAAGGUUUAUAGUAUUCAUCUUAAAUUUAUCACAGCCUAACCUCAAGUAGCAUUUAUACCACUUUACAUAUGGUCUAAAUACCUUACUAUAGUACACUUCAAUUUUCUUCCCUCCAGCCUUUGUACUAUUGUUCAUAUGCAUUUUGCUUCUAUAUAUAAUGCUGUAAUACAUCAUUAUUGAUUCUGCUGUAAUAUUUCAUUUGUAUUAGUCUUUGUAUCGUGUCCAUGUUUUUCUCUACUUCCUGGAACAUACGGAACAUUCAUAGCUGUUUUAAUGAUCUUAUCUGAACAUUCAUAGCUAUUUUAAUGAUCUUAUCUCACCUUGGGGAAGUUUUUACCCACAAAGUAUAUUUGACAGUGUCUGGAGAUAGUUUUGAGUGUCACCAAUGGGGAGAAAGGUUCUGCAUCUAGUAGAUAUAGGCUAGAGAUGCUGCUAAAUAUUUCACCGCAUAUGCAACAAAGAAUGAUCAGGCCCCGAAUUUCAACAAAGCUAAGGUUGAGAAACCUUGGUUUAGGGCUCAUUUGGUGUCACUACUGAUUUAUUACCAUUCUAAGAGUUGUACCUAAUGCUUUGUCUAUUAGGAAAUUUUUCUGUUGUGUCUGGGGAGAACACAAAUUAUGUACCUGGACCUAUGUAAACUCCUAGAAUAGUUCUGCUCCUUUCUAGUGCCUUUUUUUCCCUUGGCCUUGGUUGAUUUUAUUCACAUGGUACAAAUCAGUCUAAUACCAUUGACUUGAGGGGACCAUUGUGUAGAUCUCCUGAGCACUUUCUCCUUUUCUGUGCGUCUCCUUCCUUUCCAGUAUUUUGCCUUACAAAUUACAGUCACCAUAACUUAUCUAACUUUGAACACUUUUGCCUCAGUCAGGCCAUUGGGCUAUUUGGGAGUUUCUUCCCCCCACACUAUAGUUUGGAAACUCUUCAAACUCUUGUAGCACUCAACUCAUUUGUGUUUUCUUUCAUGUAUUAAUGUCCUCUACUGCUUUUUGUCCAUUCUAUGAAACCCUUGUUUCAUGUAUCUUGUCCUGUUUUAUAGUUGUUUAAUAUAGAAGAACAAAGCUAGUCCCUGUUAUAAUGGUGGGACAUAGAAAUUCAUUAUUUAUUUUGAUGCUCAGAUUGUCCUUAACUGGGUUCAUGGGAGCCCCCUCAAGCUGUCUUCUGUGUCCUUUUGGCAUGUUAAGUUCACUAACCAACCUUUAAUGUAUAUUUAGAGUUCUUUUUUCUUUAGCCUGAGGCCAUAUGGUCUCAAAACUAAGUUUGCAUAUUACCUGGGGUAAUGUCAGCAGAAAUGGCUAAGAACAUCCAGGAAUUCUUUUUCUCCAUUAAAAACAAAGAGAAAAUGGUCCCUAUUGUCAGAAUCAGUGUUUUCAGAACUAUGGAUUUAACCCAAAGCUUUCAGCAAUCCAGAGAAUAUUAUUCAUUAAAAAUGGCUGGGUCUUGAUAAGAACAGUUAUAUGUGUGACAUUUUAACUUGCCCAAUUCUCAUCUCCCACUCCAAAGUCCAUGGUGUCUUGAAAGUCAGCAGCUUAUAAUUACGAUGAAAACCAGCAGCUUGGCAGUCGCUAAAAGGGCCAUAACAGGAUUGGAGCUUAUUUGAAUAAGACACACUGCCUGAAACUUAGCAUUUUUUCACAAGUUUGGUAGUUCACUGGAAGACCCUACUAUCAAUUCUAUCUUUAUCUAACUUAACUAAGUGCUUACCCAGUGUAAAAAAGCCUUUUUCCUGAGAUCACAUUUUGAAAUCAGUUAGAGGCAAUUCUUUCAACAUCUCAGCUGCCUGAGGCAGUGAGUGAUAGGUGGGGAAAAGAAGAAGUUAAUCAAACAGCUUAAAAGAAAAUCUGGAAAAUUCAGAUUUCUUGACAUGAAGGAAGUCACAUGCACGUUCAAGAAAGUGCUGAAAAGACUGUAAACCUUCACUUCUGGCUGACUGUGGAGGCAAAGCAGGAAAUGAAGGCUAAGGUGGAAUUGUCUACUUCCUGGCCAAGUGUCGAAGAUGUACCCCAGGACACAUUUGGAUUCUCUCAGGAAAACUAAAGAAGUAUUGAUUCCAGGCAUUGAGGAAAUCUUUGACCAGUUAUUCGUUUUCCACUAAGCUAAUGAAUCAGAGACUUUAGUGGCUGUACACAACAAAGAAUACGGAUUCACAAAAAUAGUUCAAAGAAUUCGCUAUGAACAACAGUAAGCCCUGGGGAGAAGGGAAUACCUGAUUUAUGGAGUUGUGACAUUAUUUAAAAUGCUCAGAAUGUUUUAAGACUUACGCAGAAAUAAAGUAUGGCCCAUAUACAGAGUGGAAAAAAGCAGUCAGUGGAAAUUGUCCCAAGAAGAGAGAGAUUUUGGAUAUAUUUGACAAGGACAUUAAAUAGCUAUUUUAAAUGUGUUUAAAGAACUGAAGGAAAUCAUAUCUUAGAAAAAACAAGAUUCUGUGUGAGAAUGAUGUCUCACCAAAUAGAGACAUCAAUAAUGAAUAGAAAUGGUGAAGAAACAAAACAUUGAAGAAUUGAGAAGUACAUUACUAAAACAAAAACUUCAAUAGCACAUGUGAGCAGAUAUAAGAAAAAUUGGGUGAACCUAAUGGUUGGUCAGUUAAGAUUAUCCAGUUAGAGGAACAGAGAAAAAUAAAUAAUGAAAAUUAAUAGACCUCCAAGACUUGUAUGAUACCAUCAAAUGUACUAACACAGGCUUAAUGGGAAUUGCAAAUGAUGACACAUUCUAAUUGUAGCUGUACACCUCAAGGGAAAUGAAAACUUGUUAAAAAAAAAAAAAAACUUGGAUAUGAAUCUUCAUAGUAGCUAAAAAGGGGAAAGAACCCAAAUAUCCAUCAAUUGAUGACCUGUUAAAUAAAAGUAUGUACAUGUGAUAGAUUUAUUAUUCAGUCAUAAAAAGGAAUGAGGUAUUGAUAUCUACUGCGACAUGGAUGAACUUUGUAAACAUUGUGUUAAGAAGCCAAAAACAAAAUAGAGUUCCAUUUAUAUGAAAUGUCUAUAAUAGGUGAAUCCAUUGAGAUCAAUAGUAGAUUAGUGAUUGCUAGGAGCUGGGAGAGGGAUGUAUAGUAAAUGACUGCUAAUGAGUGUGACAUUUAGGAUUGAAUGUGUCUGGAAUUGUGUUGGUUAUACAACUUUGUGAAUACAAAAAUACCCACUGAAUUGUAUAUAAGGGUGAAUAUUAUUGUAUCUCAAUUUAAAAAAAAAAACGAUAAUAGUAAAAA